Messenger RNA from Leptidea sinapis, 2617 nucleotides. It is a transcript of the gene OdsH, whose product is annotated as homeobox protein unc-4-like. NCBI's taxonomy places the organism in Eukaryota, Metazoa, Arthropoda, Insecta, Lepidoptera, Pieridae. The record is from RefSeq and is a predicted model, not a curated record. The transcript is spliced from 5 exons. Gene Ontology annotation, biological process: regulation of DNA-templated transcription. The coding region runs from base 245 to 1282 and encodes 345 amino acids. Gene Ontology annotation, molecular function: sequence-specific double-stranded DNA binding; DNA-binding transcription factor activity, RNA polymerase II-specific.
AACUUAUUCUAUGCUCUAUAAUCAGCCUUAAAUUAAGCUGUAACCACUCGAGGAAGCGAAUUAGAACUUAUUGCAUUUAAAACUAAUUAUACAGGCGGGGAAUUAAUUUGGUGUACGGUAGGGGCUUGCUCCGCCUUGGCUGGGAAACGCCAUAUCAGUGUUGACGCGGGAGUGUUCGGAACUGCGUGUCCAUGUGUGGUGACUUGUGUUGACGAUGUCGAUUUUGUGUUGAGGAUUGUUGAGUAUGGUGCUGGAAGGUGGACUACCAGCUCCGUUGCAGCUUUAUGCUGCUGCGGCGGCAGGGUUAGGUCCGAGACCAGCCUGGCCACCGUUUUUACCGUUUUUUGGAGUCCCAUCCCCAUUUUUGGCGAGGCCGCGGCUGCCUCAUCCUUUACCAGGGCGAGCGCCCCAUGGACCCCCAAGUGAAGACUCUAAUGAAGACGGCGGCAGUAGUAAAGGAGUGGGCGAUGAUGACGGAGACAGCGGUAAGAGAAGACGGUCACGGACCAACUUCAACUCAUGGCAGCUGGAGGAGUUAGAGAGAGCAUUCAUGGCGUCGCAUUACCCAGAUGUCUUCAUGAGAGAAGCGCUGGCAAUGAGGCUGGACCUCAAAGAGAGUAGAGUUGCGGUAUGGUUCCAAAAUCGUCGAGCGAAAUGGCGCAAGAAGGAGCAUACCAAGAAAGGCCCAGGUCGGCCGGCGCACAAUGCUCACCCACAGUCGUGCUCAGGAGAGCCAAUACCACCACACGAGCUACGAGCCCGCGAGAGGGCGAGAAGAAGAAAGAAGCUGGCAAAAGCACUAGAGAGACAGGCGAGGAAAUUACGCGCAAAAGGUAUUGCAGUAGACCUCGAGGCUCUUAAAUCCGAAUAUCUUGCCCAGCAUCGAAACACUGGCCUUUACUCAGACUCAGAUGGAGAAAUAGACGGAGAAGAGUGUAUGAUUGACGUAGUAGGUGGAGACUCUUGCCAUGAUUCAGGGCCAGAAGACUUCUCCUUGGCUGGCAGAUUAAGAGCACCAGGCACUGAUGUUAUCAACAACUCUGAUAGUUCAACGUCAGAUGGCCAUUCUGGGAGAAACUUCAGCCCACUUCCAGAUCCACAACCAUCAUUCUUUAAGCAGUUCGGAGCCGCCGCAGCAAAUUUCGACAAGUUCGACUUCGACUCUGGUCGAGCAGUGUCCUUAGACUUGAGUGGAACUUCAUCGACGGAACAAGAUCUGACGAAAAACGUUGGUACAAGGAAAUACAGUCCAUUCAGUAUAGAAUCAUUGCUUAACACGUGAAAAGAGGUUUAAGGUUUAGCAGUGGCGUUUUGUAAUGUUCCUUUGUUUAUACAAUAACUUGUAGGAAUAGUUUAGGCUUUGACAAAGAUGUGGUUAAAUUUCAACAAAUGGUAAAACACAUAAUUGUAUGUGUAUUAUCGAUAUCUCAGAUAUCUUUCAAUUUCAUAAUUGAGCAUACGGUUUGAAGGACAACAAUUGCGCCACAUUUUCAAAAUGCCAAGACCCAGUAAUAAAGUUCCUCUGUACAAGAUUGUCUUGGAUUUAUCGUUUGGUACGUGUGGCAAUUCUUAAGUGAAGUGACAUAUUAUGAAUGGCUUUAGAAAUUCAAGCGUCGCUUCGGUAAAAAUAAUCAGAUCUUUUCAAAGCGCAAACUUGAGUAUCAUUAGUACCUAAUUAUCAACUUGAUUUAAAGACUUAAUAGGUACUACUUAACAUAUCCGUGUGAAUAAUAAUGUAGAUUUUGUAAUAUAGUUGAUGUAAAUAUUAAUAUUUAUUUGUACGUUAUAUUGUAUUUGGGGCAAUAAGAGAAUUAGGUAUUUGUUAAUAGUUUUUAUUUUAAAUUUUAUUGUUAAUUUUUAAUGUUCACACAACUUUGACACAGAAACUACGCCGUUAUAUAAAAUUAUUAUUCCAUUUUAAUGCUUUGACAUGCCAAUUUGGUAUAUUAUCAAAACAAUACUCGGAAAUAAUUCUCGUUGAACAAAAUUUUAUGAUAAGUGUAAUAUGUAAAUAAUCAUAUUUGAUUUAUUACAUUCUAAUAGAAAAUAUGUCCGUACUAUGGGAAUAUUACUUUGUAGAUGAAAAUGUGACAUGAUGGGGAAAAUCCGUGCAGUAAGCGAGUUAUACAAGCCCCUCAUGGCAGUUUUAAAAACUAUCUCAUAUUUCAUAUAUCCAUUAUUAUCGAAAAAGAAAAAGUCGGAAUUUUACAAAUAUAAUUGGUACGAAAAGAGCGACAUCUUAAGUCAAUCUCCUAUAUGCAGUUAUUGCGAUUGCGCAGGUUAUCAACUAGGUCUUGAAUAUGGUGCCACAGCCCGAGAGUUUAAGAAACAUAGCAUGAUUUAUGGAUCAUGUAUUGUAUUUAUUACUUGUAUUAAUUAAGAAUUAAAAAAAAGUAAGAAACUUAAAAGAAUAUACGUAAACCACAAGACCAAGUAAGUAUACCUUCACCAAACUUCUAGAUCGCUAUGACGUUGUUGCAAAUAGUUGCACAGUAACAGCAAUGUAUCUGCGCAAACAGCUGCGCGUGUCAGCUUCAGAGCAAACUUGAAGUUUUGCGAGGGUUAUACCAUCCUCACUGUAUGGAUGCGUUACGUUCCACAGUUGUGUUUUUACAUC